This is a messenger RNA of Schistosoma mattheei, 1066 nucleotides long. Lineage: Eukaryota; Metazoa; Platyhelminthes; Trematoda; Strigeidida; Schistosomatidae. The record is from the annotation of a GenBank genome assembly.
CAAAGAGUUAUGUACAAACCCACACAUUAUGACUUAUUUAUUCAAGGUAUCAAUGACAAAAAAAAGGAAACAAUACAUGAUCAAUAUGAGCAUAUAUAUAUAUGCAUAAUGGAGCUUGAUUUGCAUAAUCAUUUUCACCUGGUUAUUAUUCGUUUUAAAUUGAAAGUGUUGACCUUCAUUCAAGGUUAUUGUAAUUAACCAAUUCAAUCAUAGUAUCAAAUCAAUGAAAUUACCAUUAUCUGGAUCAUUAGUUACAAUCACUUCUAAUAAGUCAGAUUUUAAAAAAAAAGAAAAAUAUCGUCAAGUAAAUCCAAUGUUAGCAAUAAAAUUUUUUAUUUAUAAUCCAGAAUGUUCUAUACCAAUUACUUAUCGUUUACAAUGGUCAUUAUUUAAAAAUAUGGAUUGGAGUAAAUUAAUAAAAAAAUUACAUGAAAUAACACAUAAACAAUAUUCUGGUUUUACAUUAACAUGGAAUGAUGGAUUUCAUAAUUGUAUUAUAACAGAUGUAAAAGAUAUUCUAAGAGCUUUAGAAUAUAUGCAAACUAAACAAUUACAUAAUGAUGAUUGUUUACAUAUAAAAGUGAAUAGUUUACCAAAAUCACUUCCAAAUGAAAAUGUAUUUACUACUCACUCAUCUAAAGUAUUGAAUCAAGUUUAUCCACCUACAUAUACUGAAGCAAUUGGUUCACAAACCAAUUCAUUACCGAAACCAAAUCGAACAGAGAAUAAAAUUAUUAUUAUACGUUCUAAUCAACCGGAUAGAAACCAACAGAAUACAGUUAAUUGAUAUUCUUGUACUUUUAUCAAGUUAGUUAUGAUGUAAUACUAUAUUCAUGAUUAUUAUACUAAGUUUGUUGAAAAGUUCAGAAAGUGUUAAGGAUGUUAGAUCCCAUAACUCACUUGAAAAAGAAUCUAAUUUUGUAAUUUUAUUUAGAAAAUUUGAAUUUCUUUAUUUUCGCGCAAAAAGUACUCUUUUCACUUUCAUGUUGUAUUUCCCACUGGGAAAUAUCUAAGAUGCUAUUGGUCUGUUGUUUCCUUGAGUAUGCUAUUUUGUAACGCUUCCCAA